This is a messenger RNA of Fibroporia radiculosa, 2310 nucleotides long. RefSeq lists its product as uncharacterized. NCBI's taxonomy places the organism in Eukaryota, Fungi, Basidiomycota, Agaricomycetes, Polyporales, Fibroporiaceae. The record is from RefSeq and is a predicted model, not a curated record. Gene Ontology annotation, molecular function: protein heterodimerization activity. The transcript is spliced from 8 exons. The coding region runs from base 1 to 2310 and encodes 769 amino acids.
AUGGACGGAGGAGCGAAGAAACUGCUCGAGUCCGUCACUCACGAAACUCUUCAUGCUCACAGCUUCUCUCGCUCCUCUACUCAGGCGACACUCGUCUUAACCGACCUCCUUUCUCGUUAUCUCGCGCUCUUGACCACAACAUGUGCAAAAUACGCGGAACACGCAGGGAGGUUGAGUCUGAGUCUCAGGGACGCGGUGUCCGCUCUGGAUGAGCUAGGUGUUGGUGUGGAUGAGCUGAGUGAAUAUUGUGCAGUGGAAGGGAGGGAUCUAGCGCGUUACAACACCCGUUCCGCGAGGAGAGUAGAAGACUUGAAUGAAUUCAAGGCUUCCCUUCAAUAUGGUCUAAAGGAGGAUCGUGACGAUGCUAUCUCACUUGUAUACGCGCGUGUUCCAAGUCCGUUUUCAUCUGAGUACGACAGCGACGAAGAGGCUAGUGAACUCGAAGAGGAAGGUCUCCUAGGGGAAGGGCUCCAGGGCACCCUUGAUGGAAUGGAUGUAGAUGUUUCCGCUUCUGAAGAGUCGGCAUGGCUGAGAAGCAGACAGGAUAAUCUCAAUGCACCACCACCGGUAUCCCCACCUCUGCCACUGUCACCUAUUUCUAACCCCUCUACACCACCCCGUAAACGACAGCGUACAGCGAAAUGGAGGCCACCUUCUUACAUACCCGACCACUUUCCUCCAUUCCCCACAGACUCCCCGCGACAUUCUCCUACUCCUCCGCAAGAUAUUCCUCUUCCCUCGAAUGUAGUCAAGCUUGAACGACCCACGACCCCUCCUCCUCCAAUUGCCGCAUCCACAUCAUCGGCAGAUUAUCUUACACCAAUUCCUUAUUCGCAGUCGUUACUUGCAUCACAGCCAUCGCAACACCUUCCUUCGCCUCCCUCUGAUACUCAUGAACUAGCUGGUCAAUUGCAGCCGCCAUUGCCUCUGCCUCUUGUUCAGCCCGCACUAUUAGGAGCCUAUCACCAUGUCUUGACGCAUCCACCGCCCCCCAAUGUGACUUCUGUCAAUCCCUCCCGCUACAAGGUGGCGUUAGCCUAUCUCUCUGAGGCUGAAGUACGUCCCCGCUGGGACCCAGCACCGACUGUAUUUUCCAGUGUCGUACCCAGUGCUCCGCGCGUCACUGCAAUGGGGCCAACAUAUCCGGUUCCAAUAUCCAAGUUGCCACCAACGCCUGAUGGCAAGGAAGCGGAUUUGGACAAAGACCGAAAGUCGAAUUUACCCUCGGUGCCUCCAAAACCAGUUGUCUCAUCUGAGCGUGUUACGCCACUGCUCAGUCAACAAGUAUCUCGACUUCCUGGUCUGGCUCGCCAGGUCCUCCCUGGCUCUGUUUAUAAUCGUACCACUCGUCUAGCACAUCCGCCAAUUCUACAACGGGGGUCUCAAAAACUCACAUACGGACCUGGAGUGAGUGCGCCAUGGAACACGAACGCGUCUACACCGCCAGCUCCAGCAGUUACGACGAAGGGCAAAGAUGGAGGCCUCACGAAUGGCAAGGAGGUUGAUGUGCCAGCAAAAUCGCUUCCUGAUGCGCGCCUUUAUGCGACGUGGGAUUUCGAGCAGAAGCGUUGCCAUGAACCGCUUGUGGUACGAAGGGGCAGGGCUGGACUUCGGAUCAGUGAUACUCGUCACUAUGGCACUCAGCAGGGGCGACAAAAGGCAGUAGCUGUGACCCGUCGCGGGUUUCACUUUCAUCUUCAUCUUCAUCCUCUCUUCUCAUUCUGCUCCUCCGGUAGGGCUUUGGCUUGCUCAGGUUUCCGCUCCUCGUCAAUCAUUGCCGCUGUCGUUCUCGCCAUGCGUUCGUUCCUGAGCUUUACCUUCUUGCUGGUCACCUUGCUCGCAAGUCGAGCACUUGCUUUAAACAUCAGUGUCGGUGGGUCCGUGGGGACUGUCCCCGCCAGCCAGUUCCUUACAGUCAACGACGCCAACUUAACGAAUGCUUGUCAAACACAAUGUUCUCCGGCCAACAAAGCUAUUCAGGCAUGCGGUACAAGCAACACCUGCCUCUGCGAUAGCGCGACGGUUACUCUCAUUACGGCCUGCGAGCAAUGUAUGUUCGAUGAGUUGAUCGCCCAGAAUUUGCCAAUGGUAGAUCCCAGGGCUGGCUCUGCCACUGCGCUGACCGCCUACCAGACCGCCUGUCUUGAUGCCGUCAAUGUCACUGUUCCCACUUCAGAGAUCACCUUGACUCUUCCUACGGAUUGGGAUGGUCCAUUUGAACAACGACUUGGUGUCCCUGCUACGGUUUUCACCGUGUUCAUGGCCUUAGUCCUUGCCUGCGGUAGCGUCUAUGUGAUCAAUACCAUGUAG